AUGUCACUCACAAAUGAGACAGAUCUACAGUUCUCUUUCACAUUUUACUAUUACGUGCGUUAUCUGGGACAUUGCGAAGAUGUUCCUGACCCGGGAAAAUAUGGGAAACCAUUAGUCAUACCUGAAAAACUGCAACAAAUACCAAUUAUCUGCUUAUCUCUGAUUGCUUUUAUUGUCAAUGCCAUAUCGCUGUUUUUAUUUCUUUUCGGUGAAGCAACAUUAAAUCUCAUUGUAUCUUUACGAGGAACAAAAACAACAACGUUAGCAACAACAACAACAACAAGUGCAGUGACUACAGCCCCUACAAAAAAUUUAACGAAAGGAAGCAAAGAGCGUAGACGUCCUAGAAGCUUAUUUCUGACUAGUCUGAUAAUCCUAAGCACCUUUGAAGUAAUUUUCAAUCUCAAUGUAUUUAUUUUAAAACUGACUCAAGUACUUUCACCAUAUUUUAUUCAUCAAAGACCAGUUAAUCCAGCAUCACAUAUACCGCCUGAUAUGAGACUCGUUGUGAUUCCAACUGCGCAAAAUGUAAUUAUGUUUUUGGCAGAAACCGGUUUGAUGUGUAGAAAUUGGUGUAUUUGUUUAAUAACUGCUGCUCGUGCCGAAGUGGUAAUGUGGCCAUUAGGUUCCAAACGAUGGCAACGUAUCUUAAGAAACCCCAAAAGAUUCAUUCUGAUAAUAUCUGUUUUCGUGAUAAUUUCAACCUUCAUUUCGGCUCUUAAGCAUAUAGAUAUUAUUGGCUUAUUGUGUUAUGAUAAGAUUUCUCAAAAAUACGCAUUAUGGUCUGAAGAUUACUUUUGGAGCAGUGAAGAAUUUUCAAGGUUUAUGACAUUUGUUGUUCUGCCUUAUCAGGCUAUUAUUACAUGGGUUUUGAUUAUUCUGUUUACUCUCUUAAUUUUGUUGAGACUGAGACCAUGGGAUGAAAAUGAUGAUUCUAUUUUAUUCCCCCCGAAUUCGAAAUCAUCGGAUGAAAUACCGUCUCUACAUGAAGAACGGCAACAAUGUCCAGCCCAGCAAGAUGCUCUAAGAAAGCGUCAAAAAGGCCAGAUGAGAGCAACGAAAAUAGUUUUAGUCGUGGCAAUGUUGUUUGGGUCACUGGAAUGCAUGAAUCCAAUUCUAUCAAUAUUGCAAACAGCAAGAAUAUUGACAAAUACUCCCCUGAGUCGUACUCUAGAAACGAUUGGCAACACACUAAUUACAGUUGACUCAAUAUGCAAUUUCGUGGUUUUCAUAUGGAUGAUGUCUUAUUUCCGCCAGUUAUUUGUGAAGAUAUUUCUUUGCACAAGUAUCAACAGCAACAAUAAUUACAACAGUAGUGGCACUUCACAAAGGGUUACAUCGUGA
Messenger RNA from Trichobilharzia szidati, 1344 nucleotides. The record is from the annotation of a GenBank genome assembly. NCBI's taxonomy places the organism in Eukaryota, Metazoa, Platyhelminthes, Trematoda, Strigeidida, Schistosomatidae.